AUGAUUCGAGCGAUGCAAGCCAGCAGAAAUGAGCCCCAUGCGAGUCACGCACUCAGCAAAGUGGUUACCAUCAGCUUCUACAAUACGCAAGGGGGACGCGCAGACUUCACACUGCUUACCCAAUGGGCAUAUGUGCAUAGUUUUCAGGACGCCGAGGAUCCAGUAGAUGAAGAUCUGCUAGCGCGAAAGUCCAACGUAAUUGCUCUCGAGGUCACAGAAAGUAUGAUCAACGACAACGAUCUCGAUACUCUGCUUUGCGCUAUCAAGGACCUACACACAUUCAAAUCUGAGUACGGCUUUCCGAACAACUCUGAGGGCUUUUGUCGAGCAUCUCGACUUGGAUACGAAGAAUGGAACAUUCGCGCAGUCAUUGAUAUUCUAUUCACUCACGCUCGCCACAGCCUCGCCGUAUUGGAUUCGACGAUGACUGACAAUCAAAAAUAUCUCACGGGCAUCGCUUCGCUGGCAGAAUCUUUGCUGGAGAAGCUAAGAGCAGACACUAUGGUCUUCGUCGAAUCGGAAGUAGAAAAACUCUUUAUCACAUACGUUCUGACGUACCUGACAGACGAGCCUUUCGUACGAAUUAUGAAUGAGGCGGAGGGAUACCCACCGGCACACGUGCGCCAGUUCGUGGAUAUACUCCCAGCAUCGCUGGAAGAGCUUGUGCUCUUCCAAACUAUGUCGGCGUAUGCAGAUGCAGAGCGAAUAUCUGAUGGGAUGCUCAAACACAAGCGGGAGGAGCUACCUGCGUUGGCAAAAACCUUUUGGGAGGGACUGGAGCCGCAGACCUUGGGCGAGAUGUGGUAUUGUAAGGGGCUUGAUAUGGACGUGUCCUGGUAA
Molecule: messenger RNA, 840 nt
Organism: Letharia lupina
Lineage: Eukaryota; Fungi; Ascomycota; Lecanoromycetes; Lecanorales; Parmeliaceae
Exons: 3
Coding region: 1-840 (279 amino acids)
Source: RefSeq, a predicted model, not a curated record